CGGUAGCCCAGAGAUCCGCGGCUCGGCCCGCGACUUACAGUCACUUUUCCUGUUGCGGGCGCUUCCGGUUCCGGUACGAGGAGCCGCACGGGAUCCGAGGCGCCAGGCAUGGCGGGGAGCCGCCUGGAAACCGUGGGGAGCAUUUUUUCGCGGACGCGGGACCUGAUUCGGGCUGGUGUGUUGAAGGAGAAGCCCCUCUGGUUUGACAUAUAUAAUGCCUUCCCCCCACUGAGGGAGCCGGUCUUCCGAAGGCCCCGCUUGCGAUACGGCAAAGCUAAAGCUCACAUCCAGGACAUCUUCUACCACGAGGAUCGGAUUAGAGCGAAAUUUUAUUCAACCUAUGGAUCUGGUCAAAAAGCUUUUGAUCUGUUCAAUCCAAACUUCAAGUCUACCUGUCAACGGUUUGUGGAGAAGUACAUUGAGCUACAGAAACUUGGAGAAACAGAUGAAGAGAAGUUAUUUGUGGAAGCAGGGAAGGCUUUAUUGGCAGAAGGUGUCAUUUUAAGACGAGUAGGAGAAGCAAGGACUCAACAGGAUGGUAGUCACAUUUCCUGGAAAUCUGAACCCAUGGGUGUCGAGCCCCAGACUGCGUUGGAGAACCAGUCUCUGAAAGAAGAUCCACAGGCCCAGCAUUUGGGGGCAUCUGGAGAACAGUCGACAGGCCUCUCACCUCCCUGAAGAACUUGUAUGCUGUGUAUACUGACAUCCAAACUGGAUUCACUACAUGAAUGUUGUACUAUUUUUAACAGUUGAACUGUGUAAAUGUUUCUUGAUCUCUAAGGCAUCAUGUUUGCCUUCUUUUGGUUCCCACUUCUAGGUUGUCAUAAAGCUCUGUAUCAUGGUUUGAAGAAGCAGUUAUGUGAACUUUUAUGUUAGGGCGGUAUUAAACAAAGAAUUCCUUGGUGCUUAUAAAGUAAAUUUACUUUAAAAUUGUAAAUAGCAUGAGGACGCCUUUGGAAGUAUUGUUUGAAUGGGACCCAUUCUGAGUAGGUUUGCUUGGAGUUUUGUGUUCACAUUUGAUUCUCUGGUAUGUUUCUCUUCCUUGAUCCAUCAGACUUUUACCUGCACAUCAGGUGUGGUUCCCUGGCCAGCUGUGUCUGCAGCUAAUCUUUGUACUUUUUGCUUGAGAGGCCAGGCUGACUUGUGCUUUGCAGUGAGAAUGAGGACCUAUCCUUGAUGAUGGACCAAGGCCAAAACUAUAACUUUAAUCUCAUGGAUUGAGUGCUGGAGGUGGUUAGCGUAGACCUGCAGGUGGUAGGCUGCUCAGGAAAGAUUUGUCGAGUGAAUGAUUACAUCCCGCUGAAGACUGAAUUCAGAUGACUUCUCUGUAGGUAACUGGGUUGCCAAGAGGGAUGACGCUCUUCACCGGCGUCCACCUUCCUCCCUGGUGUCAGGGUGUGUUUACGAGUUUUUACCGACUCUCCUGCUUUCUUCAUUUCCUUAUCUUUUACUGAAUAAAUAAAACACCCUUCAGCUAUUA
Messenger RNA from Eubalaena glacialis (North Atlantic right whale), 1480 nucleotides. RefSeq names its product mitochondrial ribosomal protein S23 (gene MRPS23). Gene Ontology annotation, cellular component: mitochondrion; ribosome. Lineage: Eukaryota; Metazoa; Chordata; Mammalia; Artiodactyla; Balaenidae. Gene Ontology annotation, molecular function: structural constituent of ribosome. The record is from RefSeq and is a predicted model, not a curated record. Gene Ontology annotation, biological process: translation. The transcript is spliced from 5 exons. Bases 109 to 678 code for a protein of 189 amino acids.